Molecule: messenger RNA, 1606 nt
Organism: Exophiala oligosperma
Lineage: Eukaryota; Fungi; Ascomycota; Eurotiomycetes; Chaetothyriales; Herpotrichiellaceae
Product: ornithine-oxo-acid transaminase
Exons: 4
Coding region: 73-1410 (445 amino acids)
Cellular component (GO): cytoplasm
Molecular function (GO): L-ornithine transaminase activity; pyridoxal phosphate binding; identical protein binding
Source: RefSeq, a predicted model, not a curated record
GUUCAUCUUGACCAUCUUGAUUCUACUGUCUCAACAUCUGAAGACCACAAUACCCACCGCCGUUUGUCCAGAAUGUCCUCCGCCGUGACCCUGACAAAUGGCCAUGCUGAGCAGGCCCAGAAGAAAAUCAGUACUUCCAAUUCUAUGUCUACACAAGACUACGUAGACCUGAACAAGCAGUAUGUGGCAUACACACAUGCUCCCAUUCCCAUCGUCUUGACCGAGGGUCGCGGCGCUCGAGUGAAAGACCUCCACGGCGAAGAGUAUAUUGACUUCCUUGCUGCGUUCUCUGUGGUCAACCAGGGUCACUGCCACCCCCGCAUCAUCGCCGCGAUGCGUGAACAGUCGGAGAAACUUGCCAUUUGUACCAGCGCAUUUCAGAAUGAAUGGUAUCCGCGGCUGGCCAAGAAAAUGUGUGAUCUCCUGGGCUUUGAUCGAGCAGCGGCGAUGAGCUCAGGCUCCGAGGCCGUUGAAUUGGCGAUGAAGAUUGCGAGACGCUGGGGCUACCGCGUUAAGGGCAUCGCGCCCAACCAAGCCAAAAUCUUGACGAUUUCCAACAACUAUCACGGCAAAACCCUUGCUCCAUUAUCAGCUUCGUCGUUCAAAUCUUUCAGGAAUGAUUUCGGACCUUUCGUGCCUGGUGUCGGAUCCGAUGUGUGUGGCUUUCCGAUCCGGUACAACCACGCAGAAGACAUCCAAAAGGCGUUUGAAGAGCACGGCAGCGACAUUUGCGCCCUGAUCAUCGAAUCCAUCCAGGGCUACGCUGGAUGUAUCCCCGCUGAAGUGGGAUACCUUGAGGCCGUGCGUGAGCUGUGCACCAAGCACAACGUGCUCUACGUCGCCGAUGAGAUCCAGACUGGCUUCGGGAGGACUGGCUACUUGAUGGCAUACAAAGCCGCUGGAAUUCAACCAGACCUGCUUGUUGUUGGCAAAGCCCUCACGGGCGGAAUGUAUCCCAUGAGCUUGGUUCUCGGAAAGGACACUGCCAUGACGCAAAUUCACCCAGGAGAGCACAGUUCCACCUUCGCUGCGAAUCCGAUGGGCUCGGCGAUUGCAAUGACAGCAGUGGACGUGAUCCUCGAGGAGAAGUUGCCUGAGCGUUCUCGACGUCUGGGCAAAGUGCUUCUCGAGAGACUUUCGGCGCUGCAGUCACCUGCAGCUUCCAUCCGUGCGACCGGCCGGGGUCUCUUCUGCACCCUCCAUAUUGAUCCUACCGAAUCGCCCGCAAGAGUCACUGCGGAACGUGUUGGUACGCUGGCGCGGCAACGACGGCUGAUUGUUGUCAAUGCCGAAAACAGAAUUAGGAUCAACCCUCCAUUGGUCAUUGAAGAGAACGAUCUAUUAAAGGGCAUUGAGAUCUUGAAGUCGGCGCUGGAAGACUGUCUCACCAUUGGGGAGCUUAAAAUAUAGAUGAAAAGGCGACGUGAAUGAGCUCUGACAUCGCCGCCUGGCCCGCCUGUCUCUAAUGAGUGCUUGAUCCUUACAUGGCCAUCGUGCAGCCUCCCUUGGCUAGACUUGUAGAGACCACGACGCAAGUCGUACAGUGCUCUCGGCGACGUCGUAAGGUCGCAGCACGCCAAGAUUACAAGAGAAGGUUGCCGAAUAU